Cynoglossus semilaevis (tongue sole) is the source of this 2021-nucleotide messenger RNA. RefSeq names its product ribonucleotide reductase M2 b (gene rrm2b). NCBI's taxonomy places the organism in Eukaryota, Metazoa, Chordata, Actinopteri, Pleuronectiformes, Cynoglossidae. The transcript has 9 exons. The record is from RefSeq and is a predicted model, not a curated record. Bases 82 to 1173 code for a protein of 363 amino acids. Gene Ontology annotation, biological process: deoxyribonucleotide biosynthetic process. Gene Ontology annotation, cellular component: cytosol. Gene Ontology annotation, molecular function: ribonucleoside-diphosphate reductase activity, thioredoxin disulfide as acceptor.
CGCCCGUUUAAAUAGUCCGGCUGACACAAACGCCUCAUAUUUUAUGAGGACUUACAGAAGGACCUGAACUCAGUGCUGCCAAUGUCGCCGACAGAUAAGAGAGCUGAAGAAAUAGAUGUGAUGAACAGAAGUCCGUCUGAGGAGCUUCAACAGACGAAUGGCGUUAAAGAUACAAAUGCAGACAGCCAGAAUGGUUCAGGGAACGAGGAUGAACCUCUGCUCCAGGAGAACCCCAGACGGUUUGUCAUCUUCCCCAUCCAGUACCUCGACAUCUGGAAGAUGUACAAGCAGGCACAGGCAUCCUUCUGGACAGUAGAGGAGGUUGAUUUAACCCGUGACCUGGUUCACUGGGAUGGCUUGAAGCCCGAAGAAAAACACUUUAUCUCGCACAUUCUUGCCUUCUUUGCUGCAAGUGAUGGUAUUGUCAAUGAGAACCUGGUGCAGAGGUUCAGCCAGGAGGUGCAGGUCCCAGAGGCACGUUCUUUCUACAGCUUCCAGAUCCUAAUAGAAACGGUUCAUUCAGAGAUGUACAGCAUUCUUAUCAACACUUACAUUAGAGACCCAAAGGAGAGGGACCUUUUGUUCAACGCCAUUCAGACCAUACCCUGUGUGAAACGAAAAGCUGACUGGGCCCUGCAGUGGAUCAACGACAGACAAGCAACAUUUGGUGAGCGAAUUGUGGCCUUUGCUGCUGUGGAGGGAAUCUUUUUCUCUGGUUCAUUCGCUGCCAUCUACUGGCUCAAGAAGAGAGGCCUAAUGCCUGGGCUUACCUACUCUAAUGAGCUGAUCAGCAGAGAUGAGGGUCUCCACUGUAACUUUGCCUGUCUGCUGUUCAGCUACUUGGUAAAAAAGCCAUCAGAGGACAGAGUGAAGGACAUCAUCACCAAAGCUGUUAGCAUUGAGCAGGAGUUUUUGACUGAGUCCUUACCGGUGGAUCUCAUUGGAAUCAACUGUAUUUUAAUGAAACAGUAUAUCGAGUUUGUGGCCGACCGGCUCCUCACUGACCUGGGACAAGCCAAGGUUUAUCAUGUAGAGAAUCCAUUCGACUUCAUGGAGUCAAUUUCUCUAGAAGGGAAAACAAACUUCUUUGAGAAGCGAGUGGCUGAGUAUCAGAGGUUGGGAGUUAUGUCGAGCGCCAUGGACGGAGAAUUUACUCUGGAUGCGGAUUUCUAAAGAUGAGAUUACCCUCUGUUAGGUACCUGUUACUUAUGACGUAUUUAUUUAGUUUAAUGCAGUAGCUGCAUCAAAUCUUGGUUGAACUGCACCCCAUCAUUUGAUAGUAGUACUGUGAAUAAUGAUAAUAUUAGUCAAUUUACUGCUGGUAUCUGUAGAUUACAAUAAAUGAUACAGAGAAGUCCUUUUACUGUCUUCUUCUGACACUGGGGUUGCGCCCGAUGGCCAUUUUUGUUGAUAACCAUUAGGUCAAAAUUAGAUAAAAGUGUAAAGAAUUUAACACAGAACGUUAGUGAAGUCCAAUUAACUCUCCCUUUUUUUGCCUACAGGUGGCCUUUCAACACAGUUUGAAUUGCCCUGUUCAAUGAGUUAAGAUUGGUCAUACGAUGUUUCGUUUAAAUAUAAUUCCAAUUGUAAAUCCAGCAAAAGUUCUUCUUAAUAGAACAAAACACUUAAAAUAGCAGAAUUAUGUAUACUGGUUAACUACCCUUAUAUUGUCACAAAUAUAAAUGUUUGAUUUGAUCUAAAAGAUAUUGGAAACUGUCACACAAAACUGAAAGAUAUUUUUAACAUUGUAGAUUAAGAAAACAUGUUAAUAAAGGAGGUAAAAUGUGGAGUUACCUUAUUAAAUUAGUUUGGUACUUAAAACCAUAAAUGGAUUUAUUUAUACAGUUCAUAUAUUCCCAUCUUAAAUACAUGCUAGGUUCUACUUAAAUAAAUGUUUUGAUUCAGGCAUAAGAAAGUGUCAGUUUUAUACUUUGCAGUUUUAUUUCUUUAAAAAAAUGGAAUAUGUAAAUUAUGAAAUGUGUGUUUCUGACAGUUUUAUUGUAUAUUAAAAUGUUUUCUAA